AUUUUUGUUAUUGGUGUAAUUUUUCCUCAGAAAAUUUUAGAUUAUGAAAAUGAAAGACAUUUCGAACCUGGCGAGGAUCCGUUAAAACGCACCUGGUAUGCGCUUAUCUAUGAUUUUAAGCGAUGGAGGAGGCGAUAUUUUGAAGCGAGAAAAGAUGCUUUUCGGCGAUAUAAUCCGAUAGCCCAUAUGAAGCGUGCUGUUAUCGAUUUGGAACUUUUCCCGUACAGAACGGAGGUUUUGAUAAUUGGCGGUGGUUUAACAGGUUCAGCAACAGCAUAUUGGAUAAAGGAAUUUAUGAGAGAUGAGGAUUUUAAAGUGGUUGUUGUGGAGAACAAUGAUAAGUUCGCACAAAGUUCUACAAUGCUUUCUUGUGGUUGUAUUUCACAACAGUUCUGUGUACCCGAACAUGUUGAAAUGUCAAUGUUUACCACUGAAUUUUUAAGGCAUGCUGGUGAACAUCUUCGAAUAUUAGAUAACGAGCCUCCGGAUAUCAACUUAUUUCCCAUGGGUUUUUUGCGGCUCGCAAGUACAAAUGAAGAAGCAGAUCGUUUGCGAGAGAGUUGGAAUGGAAAAGGCGCAAGAAUUUCAUUAUUAGUACGUGAUGAACUUGAGAGGCAGUUCCCAUUCAUGGAUUUUGAUGAUAUUUUGUUGGGCACAUUCGGUCUUGAGAAUGAAGGAACAGUUGAUUCAUGGCAGUUACUUUCAGCCAUUCGCGAAAAAAAUAUAACGUUAGGCGUUCAAUAUGUAAAAGCAGAAGUUGAAGGAUUUAUGUUCGAAAGGAUGUAUUCAUUCAGGGAAGUACAUGGAUUUGAGGAUGAUGAAAUAGCUGAUGAACGCAAACGUCGGCAGCAAAAAAUUAUUGGAGCUUAUGUUAGGCCGCAAAUGACUGAUGCAUCGGCAAGACCAAUUCGAACAAAUUUCAUUGUAAAUGCAGCUGGUCCUUGGGCUGGCAAUAUUGCUGAAAUGGCAGGAAUAGGUAGUGGGACAGGUUUAUUAAGCGUUAAGCUUCCAGUUGUUCCACGAAAGCGUAUGUAUUUUGUUAUAUAUGUGCCAGACGCUCCACCAGUUGAUAUGCCAGCUUUAAUAGAUCCUAGUGGAGUUUACUGUUUUCAAGAAGAAAUUGGCAACACUUAUAUUUGCGGUAAAAAUCCGACGAAAGAAGAAGAUGAACAAAUCGACCAUAGCAAUUUAGAAGUUGAUUAUGAUUACUUUUACGACAAAAUUUGGCCUGUUUUAGCUAAACGUAUACCAUAUUUUCAAAAUCUUCGGAUAAAAAAUGCGUGGGCUGGUUUCCAUGGCGUGAAUAUAUUUGAUAACUCACCCGUGAUUGGCGAGCAUUUGCUUUAUAAAAAUUUUCAUAUGAUUUGUGGGUUUGGCAAUCGUGGAUUACAACAUUCACUUGCUGCUGGUCGAGGUUUUGCUGAAAAAAUAUUACACGGUGCGUAUCGAACCAUACGUUUGCGUAAAUUUGAUAUGCGAAGGAUAUUGAUGCAUAAAAAAAUUAAUGAAUAUUAUUAG
Molecule: messenger RNA, 1518 nt
Organism: Dracunculus medinensis (Guinea worm)
Lineage: Eukaryota; Metazoa; Nematoda; Chromadorea; Rhabditida; Dracunculidae
Source: the annotation of a GenBank genome assembly